AUGGGAAACACAGCAUCAGGUUUUCCUCCGCCUGGGGCAGGUGACGAUAAAAAUAAAGAUGACAAAGAUAAAGACAGAAAAAAGAAAUGGGAACCCCCAAUUCCCACUCGUGUGGGUAAAAGGAAACGACGUGGUCCUGAUGCAACUUCUAAACUGCCUGCUGUAUUCCCAACCACGCGUUGUAAAUUGAAAAUGUUAAAAAUGGAUAGAAUAAAGGAUUAUCUGUUAAUGGAAGAAGAAUUUGUUCAAAACCAAGAAAGAUUGAAGCCACAAGAAGAAAAAGCACAGGAAGAAAGAAUACGCGUUGAUGACUUGCGUGGGUCGCCCAUGGGAGUUGGGACAUUGGAAGAGAUUAUUGACGAUGAUCAUGCAAUUGUCUCGUCAACUACAGGACCUGAAUAUUAUGUCAGUAUCAUGUCUUUUGUGGAUAAAGACCUAUUAGAACCUGGAUGUUCUAUUCUCCUGCAUCAUAAGGCAAUGUCUGUUGUUGGUGUUCUUCAAGAUGAUGCGGAUCCAAUGGUCAGUGUCAUGAAACUUGACAAAGCGCCAACAGAAAGUUAUGCUGAUAUCGGUGGAUUGGAACAACAAAUCCAAGAAAUCAAGGAGGCGGUCGAGCUACCGCUUACUCGCCCCGAAUUAUAUGAAGAAAUGGGGAUUAAGCCACCAAAGGGGGUUAUAUUGUAUGGUGUUCCCGGAACAGGAAAGACACUCCUUGCUAAAGCAGUGGCAAAUCAGACAUCAGCCACAUUUCUUCGCGUAGUAGGGUCAGAAUUGAUUCAAAAAUACCUUGGGGAUGGACCAAAGCUUGUCAGGGAACUGUUCCGUGUUGCAGAAGAACAUGCGCCGUCAAUUGUGUUUAUCGAUGAAAUUGAUGCGAUCGGUACUAAACGUUAUGAAUCUAACUCGGGUGGGGAGAGAGAGAUUCAGCGAACUAUGUUGGAGUUGCUUAAUCAAUUGGACGGGUUCGAUUCGAGAGGAGAUGUCAAAGUCAUCAUGGCAACAAAUCGUAUAGAGUCUUUAGACUCGGCGCUUAUUCGACCCGGUCGUAUUGAUCGAAAGAUUGAAUUUCCUCUACCAGACGUAAAGACAAAACGUCGUAUAUUUAACAUCCAUACUAGUCGAAUGACCCUGGCUGAAGAUGUCGAUUUGGAAGAAUUUGUCAUGUCAAAGGACGAUUUGUCUGGGGCUGACAUUAAAGCAAUUUGUACUGAAGCGGGAUUGCUCGCACUUAGAGAGCGACGGAUGAAAGUCAUUGCAGAAGAUUUUAGGAAAGCACGCGAAAAAGUUCUUUAUAGAAAAUCGGAGGGAACACCGGAAGGACUAUACUUGUAA
Messenger RNA from Paraglomus occultum, 1332 nucleotides. NCBI's taxonomy places the organism in Eukaryota, Fungi, Glomeromycota, Glomeromycetes, Paraglomerales, Paraglomeraceae. The record is from the annotation of a GenBank genome assembly.